Molecule: messenger RNA, 1502 nt
Organism: Stereum hirsutum FP-91666 SS1
Lineage: Eukaryota; Fungi; Basidiomycota; Agaricomycetes; Russulales; Stereaceae
Product: glycoside hydrolase
Exons: 17
Coding region: 1-1365 (454 amino acids)
Molecular function (GO): hydrolase activity, hydrolyzing O-glycosyl compounds
Source: RefSeq, a predicted model, not a curated record
AUGGGCGCGCAUCGUGCUAUGAUGAUUGGUCUCUGUCGCUCUGUUAUCCCCUCAGAUCUUCCGGAACUCACUAGUCUAGCUCACACCGAUCUUGAGCGAUUGUUAUCCACAACGCUACCCGUCCGCCGUCAAACGGAGAACGAGACUUGCCCAGCAAGUGUCGGUUCAUUCCCGAGCCCGACCUCUCCUUCUAUAUAUGAUCUGGAGAAGAGAAAUGCAUUCGUGAAGAGGGUUGGGACGCAGUUGACGUUGGCUGGUGAGCCUUUCAGAAUUGUUGGACCGAAUGUAUAUUGGCUUGGACUGGACGAGAAUGUCAUUCCCGACCCGGCAUAUCCAAGCAAACAACGGGUCGUCGAGAUCUUCGGCGUUGUAUCGGCCAUGCGUGGUACGGCAGUUCGCGGCCAUACGCUCGGAAUAUCAAUUGGAAACCCAUUGAGCGUCGAGCCUGAGCUGGACGUAUUCAACGAGUCGGCUUAUGAGUCAAUUGACUUCGCAAUCACGGUGGCGAGGGUUUAUGGUAUAAAGCUUCUUAUACCGCUAGUGGAUAACUACAAUUACUACCAUGGAGGAAAAUAUCAAUUCAUCGAAUGGGGAGGACACAACUUUUCUGGCACGGGAGCCGAUAUCACCCCUCCGGAUGUUGGAGCCUUCUUCUACAAUGAUACCAGUGUCGUGGAAAGCUUCAAGAGGUAUAUCACGCAGCAUCUCAAUCAUGUCAACCAGUUUACCAGCGUGGCGCUGAAGGAUGAUCCUACUAUCCUGGGUUGGGAGUCAGGCAAUGAGCUGUCUGGAGCAAGAUUCGGCGAUGGACCCGCCCCCGCGAAUUGGACGAAAGAAAUGGGCGAUUUAAUAAAGAGUUUAGCACCGAAUCAUCUCUUCCUGGAUGGCUCUUACGGGCUGUUCCCCGAAACUGGCCAGCUGGAGAACGAGGUCGUAGAUAUCUUUUCGAAUCACUACUACCCUCCGAACAUCACAAUUUUAGAAUCUGACUUGGCACUCACCAACGCCGUGAACCGCAAUUAUCUGGCAGGAGAGUUCGACUGGACCGGCGCGGGGGAUAACUUAACGACAUUCCUUCAGACUGUCGGGGACACCGGGACAGCAGGAGAUUUUUACUGGUCCUUAUUCGGGCACGAUGACCAGUGUUGUCAAUACGUCGAACACGACGACGGAGAGUCGUUCUACUACCUGCGGGACGAUGCUAAUUAUACUGCACAGGGUGCUAUUUUGAUCAAGCAUGCUUCCGACGUCAGUGGAUCUCAAGCUCCGGAGAUCUUACCAGAGGUUUCUUGCCCGCGGAUGUCUUCUCCAGCUUCUAUAAUUCCUCCGGUAGUCUUCAACCUGACCGCGCUGGGAUUACCUUGAAUCUUUUUGGUCCGAUGACAUGUAACAGGUUCAAACGUACGAUUAUAUUGCUGUGUGUACGGACUUCUUGCCUGCUCCGAGGGUGUUGGCCAAUCCAAAGCCAUCCGAUGGAGUUGGGCCACCCCGACUAUCUUGCC